AUGGCUCAGCCCCAAGGCUCCGGCCUAGGUCCGUUAUCCAGAAAACGUAAAGCUAGCGGAAGCCCUGGCCCAGUGCCCAUUAAGGUGGCUAAUUUCUCGAAUGCAAAACUGCUGAUGGACUAUACCGAAGAGCUGGAUGAGGUUGAUCAAGAAACUUCAAUAGUAUUCAAUUCAGUGGGCGACGUUGGUGAAUACGAUAUCUCUGUUCUUGGUUCCGCAGUGCAAGAUGACCAUGGGAAUCCGGCCUUUUAUUUGCCCAAAAUUGAUUUCGAUGGUUGCUUCAGUAACUUACCUACCAAGCUGCAUCCGGAGAACAUACCUAGAUAUCGAUAUCAAAUUCGACAGCUUAUUCUUCUGAUGCACCUAUGGCUUGUGCAGCUCGGAGAUGUGCGGCUCAGGACGCUCCAGAACAUUAAAGAAGCACACUCAUUUUGGAUUUCCAGAGGCCAGAAUACAUGGGAAGGAAGAACAUAUGCUUAUUACCAGGACUGGCUACCUGACGCUAUUUGGAGGCUGAGAACUAACAUACUAUGGAUAUGCGGCCACGGAAGACAAGGACGUCCGCCACGACCAGGCCCCGUAAAAAGGGGCGAAUUUCCCCUCCUGGCUGAAGGCCGGAGACGAUGCAAAGAGAGGCACGAUGCGCUAUGCCAUAAAAAUGACAAGGCAAAUGACCAAACACCAACGAUCGAAACACUUUUAAAGAUAAAAGAUCUCUGCCGUCAGGUAAUGCAUGAAUUUUCCGGCGACUCCUUUGCUUCUAGGCCUAAGGCACUCUUAGCAAAUACAGGCGAAAUAAUAACUAAUAUAGCUGAUGGACUAUGCACCAGCUAUCCGGGCUCGGUUCCUCGGUCAAAAAAGACGGUGGCAUUGAAGCUGCGGAUAAAACAGCUAUCAGGAGCGUAUGGGAGCCAGGCUCAAUUUCUGAUGCAGCCCCAGGAAGUAUCGCCAAGGUACCCAUACGUUAAUAUAUGUGGUCAUGCCACAGAGGAGGAGGACUUGCCUCUCGCAUCAAGGGUUAGGGAGAGUAAAGCUCCUUGA
Messenger RNA from Microsporum canis CBS 113480, 1041 nucleotides. RefSeq lists its product as uncharacterized. The coding region runs from base 1 to 1041 and encodes 346 amino acids. The transcript is spliced from 2 exons. The record is from RefSeq and is a predicted model, not a curated record. Lineage: Eukaryota; Fungi; Ascomycota; Eurotiomycetes; Onygenales; Arthrodermataceae.